Molecule: messenger RNA, 5115 nt
Organism: Terrapene triunguis (Three-toed box turtle)
Lineage: Eukaryota; Metazoa; Chordata; Testudines; Emydidae
Gene: ARAP2
Product: ArfGAP with RhoGAP domain, ankyrin repeat and PH domain 2
Exons: 32
Coding region: 1-5115 (1704 amino acids)
Biological process (GO): positive regulation of GTPase activity; signal transduction
Molecular function (GO): protein binding; phosphatidylinositol-3,4,5-trisphosphate binding; GTPase activator activity
Source: RefSeq, a predicted model, not a curated record
AUGUCAUCCAGAGACAGGAAUGUUGAUAUCAAAGAAUUCUUGGCCAACAUCAACUUGGUGCAGUAUCUUCCUUACUUCAAAGAAGCUGGCUAUAAUGCUGUGUCAGACUGCAUAGGAAUAAAUAAUAAUGUGCUCCAGCAAAUUGGAAUAUCACCUACUGGACACCGCAAAAGGAUUCUUAAGCAGUUAGAGAUCACAUUUUCAAAAAUGCAAGAAAAAUCUGUCUCAUCUGAAAAUCUGAAACUCAAGGACUUGGAGGAAAUAGGGGAAAGUCAUUCUUUGUGCUAUGCCCAGGUUUCCAAAAUAUCCAAUUUAAGUUCCAACGGGGUUGCUAAAGCUAGUCCAGAAUUUGUAGCAUUGCCAGCAAGACUUUUUAGUAAAGAAAAGAGUGAAUUUACUGAACAUGAGUUAUUGGAAGUGAAAGAUGGUAGCUUUUCAGAUUUGGAAUCUUCUAGUUCAUCGUACCAGAAAUCAGAUUGUUCAGGAGAUGCUGUCAGCCUUAGUGGAAACAUUGAGAAAAGUGCUAACUUUCAAAAAAUACCUAAUAUGGAUGUUGCACUGGAAAAAUCAAAGGCACAACAAGGUAACUUGCACUUUGACAGCCAUUCUGCAUUAUAUGUCGAAGAUCCAAGUUCUUGGUCUUCUUUUGCUGACUCAUCUGAAACCAAGUCCAGUGAGAAUGAGCAUCUAACAUUCUCAGAGGUGGACAUCUCACCGAAUGUCCUACCAGAUUCUCCGUUCUUUGAGUUUAAAGGUGAAAUGGUGGAUAAUGACUUGUAUGGUCCUUGUAAGCAAAGCUGUACUAAAGUAGUUCCCAGAACAACUCGCUCAUUUAUGCUAAGACAUCGGCCUGUUCCAGAAAUCCCAGGUUCAUCUAAAAUUGCAGCUUCACCCAGUUCUCUGCUGGAAAGAAGAAAUGUGGAUGUUUUAAAUAUUUCUGGGAGCCCAACUUCUUGUACUGGGAGCCCAACUUCACAGAAAAAAACCUCCAGUGAGGAAAAGCCAUCUGUCAUCUCUCCUUAUGGGGAAACUUUUCUUUUCAACAGCCCUGCAGAUGCCAAGGAAAUCUGUGGAAAUGAAUUCUUGGCUUUUGAAGAAAAAAUUGAAGAUGAGGAAGUGACUGAAGAGCAUUGUCUUCAUGAUAAAUCACGUGUAUUUAAUAUCCAGAAAGGGAAAGCAUCAUCUGAGGACCAUGUGAAAAAUGAAUUGAUCUCUCAAGAGGAUACAUUUAUGUUACCAGAACAACUUGCUAGUGAAUCUGAAUAUACUACUGUGGAAGAAUGUUCUCCGUAUUUAAGAACAAAAAACCAUAAAGCCAAAAAGUAUUCUUCAUUCCCUACUAAGAACCGAAGCAGAAAUCUGGAACAGUCUGUUAAAGAAUCAAUUUAUUUUCUGCCAUUUGGUGAUAAACAAAUUAUCACCCCGAACGAUUCAAUAACACCCUAUGCCUGUUUUUAUGGAUCAUCAGUAAAGAAGGUUAAAGCAGGGUGGUUGGAUAAACUGUCACCUCAGGGAAAACGUAUGUUUCAGAAGCGCUGGGUUAAGUUUGAUGGAGACAGUAUUUCUUAUUACAAUAAUGAUAAGGAAGUUUACUCUAAGGGAAUAAUCCUGCUCUCAGCGAUAGUUACAGUCAGAGUCCAUGGGGAAAAUAAAUUUGAAGUUGUCACAGCUCAUAGGACUUUUGUCUUCCGAGUGGAAAAGGAAGAUGAAAGGAUUGACUGGAUUAAUACAAUGCUCGGCGCCUUGAAAUCACAGUCCAAUACCUCUCAAACUCGAACUGCUAUCACUCCUGAGAAAAGUGGAUACCUUGAACUAAAAGGAUACAAAACCAAAAUCUUUACUUUACUUCUGGGGAACAAUGUGUGGCUCUGCAAAAAUGAACAGGAUUUUAAGACUGGGUUUGGUAUCACUAUAAUCCCUAUGAAUGUGGCGAAUGUAAAACAAGUGGACAGGACAGCAAAACAGUCUUUUGAAAUAAUCACUCCCUAUAAAAGCUUUAGCUUUACAGCAGAGUCGGAAGGAGAGAAACAAGAGUGGAUUGAAGCAUUGCAGCAAUCGAUAGCAGAAACUCUCUCUGAUUAUGAAGUAGCUGAGAAGAUAUGGUUCAAUGAGUCAAACAGGAGCUGUGCUGAUUGUAAAGCUCCAGAUCCCGACUGGGCAUCCAUCAAUCUCUGUGUUGUCAUUUGUAAGAAAUGUGCAGGACAGCACAGAUCUUUAGGGCCCAGAGAUUCAAAGGUCCGGAGCCUAAAAAUGGAUGCCAGCAUUUGGAGCAAUGAGCUGAUUGAGCUUUUUAUUGUCAUUGGAAAUAAAAGGGCAAACAGUUUUUGGGCAGGAAAACUUCAACCAGAAGAGGAAUUGCAUAUGGACUCCCCUCUAGAAAAAAGGAUAAUGUUUAUUACACAAAAAUACAAAGAAGGAAGAUUCAGGAAAACUCCUUUGGGCUACAAAACCAAAGAAGAAUUAAAUAAGGCCCUGUGUGCUGCAGUAGUUAAACAAGACGUGUUGGAAACAAUGACAUUGCUAUUUAGUGGAGCUGAUGUUAUGUGUGCCACUGGAGAUCCUGUUUACAGUACUCCUUACUUACUAGCCAAGAAAGCAGGACAAAGGCUGCAAAUGGAAUUCCUCUACCACAAUAAAUUCUCAGAUUUCCCAAACUAUGAUACUGGUUUUGAAAGUGGCUUCUCUCAAGAUACUUCACAUUCUACUUUUCUUUGCGAAUUUUUAUACAAAGUUUCUUAUAAUGCUGCUAAGCUAUUUACAGACAGGAAAUUGAAAGAAGACUGCAAUAAAAGGUGGUGUACUUUGGAAAGUGGCUUCUUGAGUUACUAUGAAAAUGAUAAAACAACCACUCCUACUGGUAUGAUUGACAUCAGUGAAGUUAUCUGUCUUGUGGUGCACAAAGAAGACUCCUUUUUAAAUACAGGGGCCACUUUUACCUUUGAAAUCUACUUACUGACAGAACGUGUUUUUCUAUUUGGCGCUGAAACCGCACAUUCACAGAGAAAAUGGACCUGGGCAAUAGCCAAGCAUUUUGUUCCCUUCAUGGCUGAAUGUUUGUUAAAGAGAGACUAUGAUCUGAUUGGCCAGCUGUACUACAAAGAUUGCCAUAAUCUUGAUCAGUGGAGAAAAGGCUGGUUUGCUAUAGAUAAGUCAAGUCUACAUUUUUGUCUUGAAAUGGAGAAUGCUCAAGAGGAUUCAAUACAUCUAAGGAGACUGCAGGAGCUAACAAUCAGCAGUGUGAUUCAAAAUGGAGAAAAAAUAGAUGUCUUGCUGCUUGUUGAAAAAGGAAGAACAUUAUACAUCCAUGGUCAUACAAAGUUGGAUUUCACGGUCUGGCAUACUGCAAUUGAAAAAGCAGCACGUACAGAUGGUAAUGCCUUACAAGAUCAGCAGCUCAGCAAAAAUGACGUUCCUAUUAUAGUGAACAGCUGUAUAGCAUUUGUUACACAGUAUGGUUUAGGUAGCAAACAUAUCUACUCAAAGAAUGGGGAUCCUUCCCAUGUGAGUGAGCUGCUAGAGAGCUUCAAAAAAGAUGCAAGAAGUGUUAAACUGAGAGCUGGAACACAUCAGCUGGAAGAUGUGACUGAUGUACUGAAAUGUUUCCUGUCUCAAAUAAAUGAUGCACUUCUCACUAAAGAGCUUUAUCCAUUUUGGAUCUCUGCACUAGAUACACAGAAUGAAAAGGAACGAGUGAGGAAGUAUGGAACUUUUAUUCAGAGCCUUCCACCAGUCAACAGGGCAACUUUGGCAGCUUUAAUUGAACACCUUUACAGGGUGCAUAAAUGUUCAGAAAUCAAUUAUAUGAACCCGCACAAUCUAGCCAUGGUGUUUUCAUCAUGUUUAUUUCAAACUAAAGGACAUACCAGUGAAGAAGUCAAUGUAAUAGAAGAUCUAAUUAAAAAUUACGUACAACUCUUCGAUAUAAAUGAAGAUCAGGUCAAACAAAUGGAUACAGAGAACAGCUUUAUUACCAAAUGGAAAGACACCCAAGUUUCCCAAGCUGGAGAUUUGUUAAUUGAAGUUUAUGUGGAAAGAAAAGAGCCAGACUGUAGUAUUAUAAUAAGGGUAUCGCCUUUGACAGAGGCAGAAGAAUUAACUAAUGAUGUAUUAGGAAUAAAAAACAUCAUUCCCCACAAGGAUGAGAUCUGGGCUGCUUUUGAAGUGAUUGAAAAUGGAGAGCUAGAGCGCCCUCUACACUACACAGAGAAUGUGUUGGAACAAGUUCUUCAUUGGAGUUCAUUACCUGAGCCAUGCGCUGCGUAUCUUGUAAUAAAGAAGCUCCUAACAGCAGAUGCAGUAAAACUCUACAAUGAGAAGAAUGUAAAAGGUAAUGUGAAAGCAGGCUAUCUGAAAUACAAAGAAGAACCAUCAAAAUUACUGUCUGGAAAUAAAUUUCAAGAGCGUUAUUUUGUAUUACGGGAAGGAAAUCUGCUUCUUUACAAGGAUAUGAAGACUAGCAAACCUGAAAAAGUGCUGCCCCUCAGUUCACUGAAACUUUAUCUUGGAGUGAAAAAGAAAAUGAAGCCACCAACAAACUGGGGUCUUACAGUAUAUUCUGAAAAGCACCACUGGCACAUGUGUUGUGAUGGACAGGAUACACAGAUGGAGUGGAUGACCAGUAUUUUCAAUGCACAGCACAGUGAUAUAUGGCCACCAGCUGGAAAAGCAAGGAAACAGUCUAUAACUAAAAAUCCAAAGAUUGGAGGCUUACCUUUAAUUCCCAUUCAGCAGGAGAAAAAUACUUCUAAAACCAGAGGAAAUGCAGAGCAUAUUAAAGCUGGAAAGCUGACAUUCAGUGAACAAGAUGAAAAUGACAUUGCGGAAGAAAAAAAGAAUUUAAAAGAAAGAGCACAUAUCGUGGCACAAUGCCUAGGGCGCAAGGAGGAGAAAAUGAAAAACCAUGUGAAAAAACAUCGAAGCUUGAUCUGUGUUGAGGACACAGGUGCUGACAUUGCUGACUUACACCAAAGUCCCUAUAAAGAAUCGAGGACACUGAAGAAACAUGAGAACAAAACAAACAAAUCUAAUUUGGAAUCUGAUAAGUUGCCACCAAAUGUUAUUCAGGAACUAAAUACAGUUCUGCAGAAAAACAGAACCCUCAACGAAGAAACCUAA